This is a messenger RNA of Athalia rosae (coleseed sawfly), 704 nucleotides long. RefSeq lists its product as uncharacterized. The transcript has 5 exons. Lineage: Eukaryota; Metazoa; Arthropoda; Insecta; Hymenoptera; Athaliidae. The record is from RefSeq and is a predicted model, not a curated record. The coding region runs from base 117 to 539 and encodes 140 amino acids.
AUAAAAAUUCACAUCCGAGUAGAAAACUUCCGAGGAUCGAUACGUUGUUCGUCGUGGUGGUGAGAUAGAGUACUGCGUAGAUACCGGUGAUGUGCAGGUGAAUCCGAUCGAUGUAAAUGUACGGCAAAAGAGAGAAAAGCUCAUGCACGGUGCAACCGAGAACGGUACGGAGCUCGGCUUGUGUAUUUAGGGUCGUGUGGUGGAGUAUUUCGGACGGAAAUCUGACACUCGAUAUCAACGGCGUCUCCGAGGUGCCCGAAAUUCUCGAAGUGCUUUACGAAAUUGACGAAGAAAUCGGGGACGAUGAUGUCGAUUCACCCGCAUCCGUAACGGACGCCACCGAUUCUGUGGGACGAGUUUAUUUCGGCUCCGAUCUUUUAUUCGGGAUGCCGGUAGCCGCGGCAGUUAUAGCAUCGGUGGUUUUACUGGUUUGCUGCUUCUGUUGUCUCCGAUGUGCCAUAGGCUACGACGGUCUCAAACGACAGCCAUUUUACGGGACCAAAAGACGCGGGGGUGUAAAAUCCACGCAGAGAUACUAAACGUGGAAUUUUCAUCGCAAAAAACAAAAACAAAAAACAAAAAAAAAAACAAGAACGAGAAGGUGGGAAAUGAAAAAAAAUUAUCAGUGUGCGACAAACAAGUUGAACGAGUUACGAGUGCGUUUUACCGUUCUUGUGAGCUUGAUUUUCCAAUUGGAAACAAAA